This is a messenger RNA of Ilex paraguariensis (yerba mate), 603 nucleotides long. Lineage: Eukaryota; Viridiplantae; Streptophyta; Magnoliopsida; Aquifoliales; Aquifoliaceae. The record is from the annotation of a GenBank genome assembly.
AUGCGGGCUCAUGAUAGAGACAUAGACAUUCAUUCAAAGGACUCUGUCGCUGAUGAUGUUGAUGUUGCGGUGGGUUUGGACAAGGCUACGAUCCUUCCCCCCGAUCUACAAAUUUUUGAGAAUCAGCACGACGAUUCUCUUGUUCGAAGUGUUGUUCAAUUGAUGGUGGUGAAUGAGGAGCUUGGCCAAAAGUUAAAGACAACCGAACAAUUAGAGAAGGUGACUCUUGAUGUAGCUGCCUUGGUGAAGGGGCUUAAUUCUUCCCUUGAAGCAAAUAUGGAAACCCUUCGAUCUUCACUCAAAGAUGCUGAGGACAAGGCUUAUAAUGAGGGUUUUGAGAAGGCGGAGAGUGUUAUGGCGGAGCAAAUCCCAGUGAUUGAAGGUUUUUAUUUUAAGAAAGGGUGGGAUACGGCCUUGGUGGAAGCCAAAGUUCCCACUGAUUUUGAGCUUUUAUCUAUGAAUGACGUAACCGUCCCUUCUUCUUUAGGCAGGAAUCUUCCCCCGACCGAGGUCCCUGUGGCCAACACCCCUGUCGUCGUUUCUUUUACUGUUCUUAUUGAUGAUUCAACUGUUGAUCCUAUUGAUCCAUCUGAUGUGCUUUAA